UGCUACGUUAUCGCAUAUAGCACGCAAUAGUAGACUGACGCUAAGAGAAGAAACACGUUUUAUUCGGAAUAAAUUUUCAUUUUGGUUCUUGUUUACGUGAAGUGGAAGGAAAACAAUGAAUCCAAUUCGAUGCAAGGCUGUUAGUGGCGGAAAGGUUGGCCACAAGUGCAAAUGCAAGCCAAAGUGUUCACAAAUCACGGUGAAGGAAGAAAUCAAAGAAGAGCCGAAUGAUACGAUUCAGUACUCACCACCAACAUCGCCAAUUGGAACGAGUGCCACCAUCAAAUCGGAGAGCGAGAGUGACGACGACUGUUUGCACAACGAUGUCAAGGAUGAAAUCAAAUGUGAAGAUGAAUGUGCAAAGAAGGAAUGCGGCACAGCAAACGAUGAUGGCGAAGGUGGAAUCGAUGAUAAUGGUCCAGUUGACGCUAAUGCCGAAAAUCCAUCACGUAAUGAUAUGCCGAGCACAUCAAAUGGCAAUAGAAAGAAGCCAAAAGGUGCAAAGAAAGUGCGCAAGGGCAAAACAUCAAAGAAAUCAAAGGUCGCACCACAAUUGAAGAAGCACAAGUGCCAA
Contarinia nasturtii (swede midge) is the source of this 574-nucleotide messenger RNA. RefSeq lists its product as uncharacterized. Lineage: Eukaryota; Metazoa; Arthropoda; Insecta; Diptera; Cecidomyiidae. The transcript is spliced from 2 exons. The annotation marks the transcript as partial. The record is from RefSeq and is a predicted model, not a curated record.